This is a messenger RNA of Mesocricetus auratus (golden hamster), 1831 nucleotides long. RefSeq names its product alkB homolog 4, lysine demethylase (gene Alkbh4). Gene Ontology annotation, cellular component: contractile ring; midbody. The coding region runs from base 35 to 955 and encodes 306 amino acids. Gene Ontology annotation, molecular function: actin binding; oxidoreductase activity; demethylase activity. The record is from RefSeq and is a predicted model, not a curated record. Gene Ontology annotation, biological process: oxidative demethylation; protein demethylation; actomyosin structure organization. The transcript is spliced from 3 exons. Lineage: Eukaryota; Metazoa; Chordata; Mammalia; Rodentia; Cricetidae.
CUUGCGCCUGCGCUGUGACUGCUUGGAGGGCGCUAUGGCGGCUGCGACGGCCGUUGCCGGGGCGGCUGAAGCUGCUCAUCUGCAGGCUUGCGGCUGCAAGGGCAUCCGGUCCUGUCUUAUUUGCGAGAGACUGCGCCAAGGGCCUCCUCCCUGGCAGAUCUCCACUCAGAAAAAAUACCAUUUCCUUUACUGCCCAGACUCAGGCUGCGCCGUGGGGCCUGAGGACUCUGACUUUAAGGGUUGGGCCUUCCCCUUCCCGGGAGUGACACUGAUAAAAGACUUUGUGACCCCAGAGGAAGAGGCUGAGAUGGUGCAUCUGAUGGACAGUGACCCCUGGAAGCUCUCUCAGUCUGGGCGGAGGAAACAGGACUAUGGCCCAAAAGUCAAUUUUCGGAAGCAGAAACUGAAGAUGGCUGGCUUCCAGGGUCUCCCCAGCUUCAGCCAGAAGGUGGUCCAGAGAAUGGGCCUCUACCCGGGGCUGGAGGACUUCCAGCCUGUGGAACAGUGUAAUCUGGACUACAGUCCAGAGCGGGGCUCAGCCAUCGACCCCCACCUGGAUGACGCCUGGCUGUGGGGCGAGCGGCUGGUGAGCCUCAACCUCCUAUCGGCCACCGUGGUGUCCAUGUCCUGCGAGGCCCCCGGCAGCCUGCUGCUCAGCGAGGCCCCCUCCGUGGGACCUGACGCUUCUGAUGGCAGCGUCGUGGCCCCUAGCAGGUCUGUCCCUUGCCAGGAGGUGGAGGUAGCCAUCUCUGUACCCUGCCGCUCCCUGCUGGUGCUCACAGGGGCUGCACGGCACCAGUGGGCACAUGCCAUCCACCGCAGACACAUCAAUGCCCGGCGUGUGUGCGCCACCUUCAGAGAGCUGUCCAGUGAGUUCCUGCCUGGGGGGAAGCAACAGACAUUGGGGCGGGAGCUGCUGCAGGCUGCCCUCUCCUUCCGAGGGAGGCCCGUAUGAGCACAGCCCUGGGCAUGAGAGCUGUCACUGGCCUGGAACACGGAGGUCUCCACAAAUCACUGCAUUCAUCUGAUUUCUCUUUCUUUUUCUUAAGACAAGGUCUCAUGGUAGCCUAGGCUGCCUUCAAGUGUAUUCUGUAGUUGACGAUGACUUUGAACUCUUGAUUCUUCAGCCUCCAUUUCCCAGGGCUGGAAUUACAGGUGUACACAUCAGGCCUGGCUUUAUCAAGGUUGUUUUGUUUCUCUUCUGGCCUAGACUGGCUUUCAGCUGGCUAUACAGCCAAGGAUGACUUUGAACUCCUGAUCCUCCUGCCUCUACCUCCUGAAUGCUGGAUAGCCAGUGUGUAGCACAACGGUCUUUUUUUUUUUUUUCUUUUUUCGUACUGGGAUGGAACCCAGGGCUUCCUGCUUGCUAAGCAAGUGCUCUUCCAACUAAGCUAUUACUUUACCAUGUUGGGAUUUUUGAGACAAGGUCUCGUAUGGACCAUACUGGCCUGGAACUCACCAUGUAGCCUGGCUUUGAACUCGCGUUCCUCCUUCCUCAGCCUCCCAAGUGCUGGGAUGACAGCACACUGGUUAGGUUUCCCGAGGAGCGUGUGACCCUGAUGUCGUAGACAUCACAUAUCCUGCCUGGAGCUGGUUCUGAUGGGCCUGGCUCUCGGCUGCUCCCUGGGUUAUUUAAUUUGUCACAGUUUGGAGGAAUUCAGUCUUUAGAAACCUUAUUAUUUGGGAGGAGCAAGAUGGCUCAGUGGGUAAAGGUGCUUGCCAUCGAGUCUGACUACAUGAGCUGAGUCUUUGGAACCAACUCUUGUCCUCCACACAUGCAGUGCCUCUGAUAAAAUUUAUAAUAAAAGAAAAACCUUGUUCCCACGUGAAA